Molecule: messenger RNA, 2205 nt
Organism: Glycine soja
Lineage: Eukaryota; Viridiplantae; Streptophyta; Magnoliopsida; Fabales; Fabaceae
Product: AT-hook motif nuclear-localized protein 5-like
Exons: 5
Coding region: 826-1884 (352 amino acids)
Molecular function (GO): minor groove of adenine-thymine-rich DNA binding
Source: RefSeq, a predicted model, not a curated record
CUUUCCCUCCAAUGCCCACAUUUUCUGCCGUCCCUGUUAGUCUUCUUUUGUUGUUAUGUUUCCCUUUUUUUAUCUCUCUGCCUUCUUGGUCAGAUACUUCCCACUACUCCUACUCCACCCUCACUCACCAUUACACAACACAAAAUUAACAACAAAGGGUCUUUUAUUUACCCCUUUUCUACACCCAUCUGAUUCACUACUUCACUAACCCCACUUCAAUUCAAAAGCUCAUAUUUUUAUUCGCUUUUCCCCUUCUCAACUCCCAACUCUCACACCCCUUUUGUCCUUUUUACCCCCUGCAUUCUUCUGUCAAAACCCUAGAUUUCAAAUCUGGGGUUUUGUUUUCUAAGUCAGUUCAGACAUGGUUUUGGGAACUGCCAGCUUGCAAGUCUGAGUUUUAUGUCUGGAAUCCAAGCUUCUGAUGCUCCCACAUUUUUUUUAAUAGACACAACAUUUCCCAGUGAGCUUUCUCAUGGGUUUUCAAUGGAUACACUGUUUUGAGUUCCUUUCUACCGGGUAGGGGUAGGGCUAUUUGAUCUCUUUUUUAUUUUUUCUAGAGGGGUUAUUUUAGAUUCAUCUAGUUGAACAAAACCCUUGCAAAACCCUUUUUCCAGCACACACUUUGCCAAGUAUUUGAGCUUGUUAGCUACUGUCUUUUAGAUCACUUUUGUUAUUUUUUGGGGUCAAAAUCCAAUUUUUCCAUCAUGGUUUGUGCCUUUCCACUUUAGCAUCUUCACCUAUUUUUUAACUUGAGUUUGGAAGAGUUUUAGGCUUUUAGCUUAGUUGCAUAAGUAGUAGAAAGCUUGUAUACUUGCAACUAAAUACAUGGAUGGCCGAGAAGCUAUGGCAUUCUCUGGUAGCUCAGCUCCAUAUUACAUGCAUAGAGUAGGGAUCGGAGGGUCUGCCUCUGGGUUCGAACCAGCCCCUGGGUUCAGACCUUUGUCAAACACUGGCAUUCAAGCUGAGUCAAAUGCUAGGGGUGGUCAGGGUCAGGGUGGUGGUUCUGUAGGGUCUAGUUCCCCAUUUUCAGUGGAGCCACCUCAGGGUCAUACCAAUUUUAACCAUGGCAUUGGGAUUGGGGCACCUUCAAGUGAGCCUGUGAAGAAGAAAAGAGGGAGACCCCGUAAAUAUGGUCCUGAUGGAGCAGUUUCUUUGAGACUGUCUCCAAUGUCUGCCCCUGCAAACUCCACUCAGGAUGCUAGUGAAACCACCCCUUCUCAGAAAAAGGCGAGAGGGCGCCCUCCUGGCUCUGGAAGGAAGCAACAGCUAGCCGCUUUAGGUGAAUGGAUGAAUAGUUCAGCAGGGUUGGCCUUUUCGCCUCAUGUUGUCACUAUUGGAGUUGGGGAGGACAUUGUGGCAAAAUUAUUGUCAUUAUCACAGCAGAGAUCAAGGGCUCUGUGCAUCAUGUCGGGCACUGGGACAGUUUCUUCAGUCACUCUGCGACAGCCUGCUUCUACCAAUGCUAGUGUAACUUUUGAGGGACGAUUCCAAAUACUAUGCUUGUCUGGUUCUUACUUGGUUGCCGAAGACGGUGGACCCUCCAAUAGAACUGGUGGCAUUAGUGUUUCGCUCUCUAGCCAUGAUGGUCAUGUUAUUGGUGGUGGUGUUGCUGUGCUUAUUGCUGGAGGCCCCGUGCAGGUGAUGUUGUGCAGUUUUGUUUAUGGUGGCUCCAAGACCAAGUCUAAACUAGGAACCACUAUCAAAGAUGAAAGUUCUGAGCCACCUCCUCAGCAUAACGAUAAGUUAGCUUCUCCAGCCAGUGCUCCUGCUCCCCCCGGUCAAAACUACCUCCCUCUUUCUGCAACAAACCUUUGGCCUGGAUCACGACCAGCAGAGCUGAAAAGCACACACAUGCAUACUGGCAUCGACUUGACUCGCGGUUGAGAGUUUAUUUCGGAAGAGAGACAUUGCAGAUUUGUAUAUAACUGUUGUUGUAAAUGAACUUGAGUUUGUGAGCAUUGUGGCUGCUUGUUAUCCCCCCACGUUGCUGGGUAACAGGUUUGCACUAAUACAUGCUGAAACAAAUGAAUUGUUUGAUUCGGGUUUAAGUGAUGAUUCUUGGCAUAUCCCAAAAAUGUCUGUUGAAAUGAUCAUAUGACAAACUUCAUUGGGAUGCAUAUUGUCCUGCGUUGAAUUUAGUGAAUUCUGGGAUCCCUCUUUGCGGUCCAAAAUGUUUAACGUUGAAACACGCUACUAUUUGCCUUG